Lizanozyma spartinae is the source of this 5460-nucleotide messenger RNA. It is a transcript of the gene DUR1,2, whose product is annotated as bifunctional urea carboxylase/allophanate hydrolase. Gene Ontology annotation, cellular component: mitochondrion. Lineage: Eukaryota; Fungi; Ascomycota; Pichiomycetes; Serinales; Debaryomycetaceae. Bases 1 to 5460 code for a protein of 1819 amino acids. The record is from RefSeq and is a predicted model, not a curated record. Gene Ontology annotation, molecular function: urea carboxylase activity; ATP binding; methylcrotonoyl-CoA carboxylase activity. The transcript has a single exon.
AUGACUAUCGGCUGGACAGUCUCUGAUUGGAAGAAAUUUCACUACGAAUCAACUCCAAAUGAUUCCUACGACGUGAUCAAAAACUUAUUGCAAUCACAACUCAAAGCCCCUCAAGAUCCAGCAUGGAUUUCCCUUUGUACGGUACACGAUUUAGAACAUCAAUGGGCUUAUUUGCAAUCAAGAUCAAAUAAAUUGGAACUACCACUCUAUGGUGUUCCUGUUGCCAUCAAAGACAAUAUUGAUGUUAGAGGAUUUGUGACUACUGCUGCUUGUCCAUCAUUUGGCUAUGAAGCUGAGGAAGAUGCUACCACCGUUAAAUUAUUAAGAGAAGCUGGGGCUAUUAUUAUGGGUAAAACUAAUUUGGAUCAAUUUGCCACAGGGUUAGUCGGUACCAGAUCGCCGUACGGAAUUACUCCAAACACUUUUGAUUCAGAUUACGUUUCAGGUGGCUCUUCUGCUGGGUCUGCAUCAGUUGUGGCUAGAGGAAUUGUGCCAAUUGCUUUGGGUACUGACACUGCUGGUUCAGGAAGAGUCCCUGCCGCUUUAAACAACUUAAUUGGAUUGAAACCCACAAAGGGGGUUUUCUCCUGUAAAGGGGUGGUACCUGCUUGUAAAUCAUUGGAUUGUGUUUCAAUCUUUUCAAUGAAUUUGCAGGAUGCUCAAUUGACAUUCAAUAUCAUGGCCAAAGAAGAUGGUGCCAACGAUGAGUUCUCAAGACCUCUACCUUCUAAUCCAUUGACAAGUUUUGGUUCGAAACCAACUAUUGCCGUGCCUACAAACUUGCUUUGGUAUGGAGAAGAAGAAAACCCCAAACUUUUCACCCAAGCAGUUGAAGUUUUCAAAUCAUUAGAUGUAAACUUGAUCACCAUUGAUUUGGAACCGUUGUUAGAAUUAGCUAAAUGCUUAUAUGACGGUCCUUGGGUUGCUGAAAGAUAUUCAGCUACCAGAAAGUUUUUAGAUUCUGAUCCUCCAGAAAAGGAUUUGGACCCAACCGUUAUGAAGAUCAUUAAAGGCGGUGAAGCUCCAACUGCUUACACCUACUUUGAAUAUGAAUACAAGAGGCAAAACAUUUUACAAAAGGUUAAACCUAUUUUGAAAUCAUUGGAUGCAAUUAUUGUACCUACUUGUCCUUUAAACCCAUCCAUUGCCCAAGUCAAAGCAGAACCAAUUGCUGUCAACUCAAAACAAGGUACUUACACAAACUUUGUUAAUUUGGCUGAUUUGUCUGGAUUAGCUAUUCCAGCAGGGUUCCGUGAAGACGGCUUACCAUUUGGUAUCACUUUGUUGUCGCAAAAGUUUAACGACUAUGCUCUUUUAGAUUUGGCUAGCAAGUACAUUGAGAAACGUGCUGAAACCGAGCCAAGAAUCUAUGGCUGCUUAAUCGAUAGAGAAGUCUCAACCUUACAAGAUGAAUUGUUACCUUUACCUAAGAUCAACUUUGAUACCCAGAUUAAAUUGGCCGUAGUAGGUGCUCAUUUAAAGGGCCUACCGUUACAUUGGCAAUUAGAAAAGGUCAAAGCCACUUUUGUUGAAGCUACAACCACUUCCGAGAGUUACAAACUCUACGCCUUACCUAAGACUGGCCCUGUUGCCAAACCCGGGUUGAGAAAGGUAUCUGAAGGUGGUUCUAAGAUUGCCAUUGAAGUGUAUGCUGUUCCUAAGGAAACUUUUGGUGAUUUCAUUGCUAUGGUUCCUGAGCCAUUGGGAAUUGGAUCUGUGGAAUUGGACAGUGGUGAAGUUGUCAAGUCUUUUAUCUGUGAAGAAUUUGGUUAUAAGGCUUCUGGUUCAGUGGAUGUUACAUCUUUUGGUGGUUGGAAACCUUAUUUGGAUCAUUUAUCCAGAGAAGCUUCUAAAGUGAAGAAACCUUUCGAAAGUGUUUUGGUUGCUAACAGAGGUGAAAUUGCUGUUAGAAUCAUGAAAACCUUAAAAAAAAUGGGCAUCAAGUCAAUUGCUGUCUAUUCUGACCCCGAUAAACAUGCUGAGCAUGUUGAAAUUGCCGAUAUCAAGGUUCCUUUACAUGGAGUUUCCGCCGCAGAAACCUAUAUCAACACUGAUAAGAUCAUAGCUGCUGCUAAAUCUACAGGAGCUCAAGCCAUUAUUCCUGGUUAUGGUUUCCUUUCUGAAAAUGCUGAUUUUUCAGACAGAUGUGGGAAGGAAGGUAUUGUCUUUGUUGGUCCAGCUGGUGAAGCCAUUAGAAAGUUGGGUUUGAAGCAUUCUGCUAGAGAAAUUGCUACCAAAGCUGGAGUUCCAUUGGUUCCAGGUUCUGAUUUGGUGAAGGAUGCUGCUGAGGCCAGAGAAAUCGCUGCUAAGUUGACUUACCCUGUCAUGGUAAAGUCAACUGCCGGUGGUGGUGGUAUUGGUUUGCAGAAAGUUGACUCUGAAGCUGACAUUGAACGGGUUUUCCAAACUGUCCAACAUCAAGGUAAGUCUUACUUUGGUGAUUCUGGUGUAUUCUUGGAAAGAUUUGUAGAGAAUGCCAGACAUGUUGAAGUUCAAAUGUUAGGAGAUGGUAACGGUAAAGCUAUUGCAGUUGGUGAAAGAGAUUGUUCUUUACAAAGAAGAAACCAAAAGAUUAUUGAAGAAACUCCUGCUCCUAACUUACCUGAAGCUACCAGAGUUAAAAUGAGACAAGCUGCUGAAUCUUUAGCUUCUAGUUUGAAAUACAAGUGUGCUGGUACUGUGGAGUUUAUUUAUGAUGAAAAGAGGGACGAAUUCUACUUUUUGGAAGUCAAUGCCAGAUUACAAGUUGAACAUCCUAUUACAGAAAUGGUUACCGGUUUGGAUUUGGUUGAAUGGAUGCUUUUGAUUGCUGGUGAUAUGCCUCCAGAUUUCUCUCAAAAGAUCCCAGUUGUUGGAGCUUCUAUGGAAGCUAGAUUGUAUGCCGAAAACCCAGUUAAAGAUUUCAUGCCAUCUCCCGGUCAAUUGACCGAAGUUGUUUUACCAUCUUGGGCCAGAAUUGACGGUUGGGUCAAGAAAGGUACUGUUAUCUCAGCAGAAUAUGAUCCAACUUUAGCCAAGAUCAUUGUUCAUGGUAAGGAUAGAAAUGAAGCCUUACAAUUGUUACGCCGUGCCUUGGAUGAAACUGUGGUUUACGGUUGUAUUACCAACAUUGAUUACUUGAGAUCAGUGGCUAACUCCGAUAUGUUUGCUCAAGCUAAAAUGCAUACCAAGAUCUUGGAUACUUACGACUACCAACCAACUGCUUUUGAAAUCUUGGCUCCCGGAGCUUACACCACUGUUCAAGAUUACCCUGGUAGAAAGGGUUACUGGCAUAUUGGUGUUCCUCCUUCAGGAUGUAUGGAUGAAUAUGCUUUCAGAAUUGCUAACAGAAUUGUUGGUAACCACAAGGCUUCACCUGGGCUUGAAAUUACCUUGAAUGGGCCCAAGAUUUUGUUCCAUCAUGAUGCUAUUGUUUCCGUUACUGGUGGUGAUGCACAAAUUGAAGUUAAUGGGACGAGAGUACCUCAAUGGGUCCCCAUUAAUAUCAAGAGAGGUGACAAAUUGUCUAUUGGUAAAUUGACCAGUGGUUGCAGAGCUUAUUUAGCCAUUAGAGGUGGUAUUGAUGUCACAGAAUAUUUAGGUUCCAGAUCCACUUUUGCCUUGGGUAAUUUGGGUGGUUAUAACGGGAGAGUUUUGAAGUUGGGUGAUGUUUUAUUCUUGGGUCAACCUGAACUUUCUUCCUGUACUUUGCCAGCCCCAAUUUCUGAACCAACACCAGCACCAUUGGCUUUAAUUCCUGAUUAUGCUACCACCAAGAUCUGGGAGGUUGGUGUGACUUGUGGCCCUCAUGGUUCACCAGAUUUCUUUAAGCCUGAAGCAGUUGAGGAAUUCUUCUCUGAAACAUGGAAGGUCCAUUAUAACUCUAACAGAUUUGGUGUUAGAUUAAUUGGUCCUAAACCUAAAUGGGCAAGACCAGAUGGUGGUGAAGCUGGGUUACAUCCUUCCAAUGCCCACGAUUAUGUCUAUUCAUUGGGUGCUAUCAAUUUUACUGGUGAUGAACCGGUUAUUUUGACAUGUGAUGGUCCCUCUUUAGGUGGGUUUGUCUGUGAAGCUGUUAUUGCUGAAGCCGAAAUGUGGAAGAUUGGUCAAGUAAAGCCUGGUGAACAAAUCAAGUUUAUUCCAAUUAGUUAUGAAAGUGCCAAAUCAUUAAAGAAGCAUCAAGAUGACAUUGUUGAAGAACUUGAUGGUGAAUUGCCUUCUUUUGAAGGUAAGAUUAUAAAGCCAGAAGACCCUGUGUUGUAUGUUCUUAAGGCAGGUAGUGCUCCUAGUGUCACAUACAGACAAGCUGGUGACAGAUAUAUUUUGGUUGAAUAUGGCGACAACCAAUUAGACUUGAAUUUGAGUUACAGAGUUCACAAGUUGAUUGAAUUGGUUGAUGUCAAUAAGACCAGAGGUAUUGUGGAGAUGUCUCAAGGUGUCAGAUCUGUGUUGAUUGAAUUCAAUUCCGAUAUUACCCAACAAGAAUUAUUGAAGGUUUUGAUCUCAUACGAAAAGGAAGUUUCUUUCACCAACAAAUGGGAAGUUAAGUCCCGAGUCAUCAAGUUACCCAUGGCAUUUGAAGAUAAACGAACUUUAGAUGCUGUUACCAGAUAUCAAGAAACCAUCAGAAGCGAUGCUCCAUGGUUGCCUAACAAUGUUGAUUUUAUUGCCAAUGUUAAUGGUAUCACCAGAAAGGAUGUUAAGGAUAUGUUAUAUGCUGCCAGAUUCCUUGUGUUAGGUUUAGGUGAUGUGUUUUUGGGAGCACCCUGUGCUGUUCCAUUGGAUCCAAGACAAAGAUUCUUGGGUACCAAAUAUAACCCAUCUAGAACAUUCACUCCUAACGGUACAGUUGGUAUUGGAGGUAGUUUUAUGUGUAUUUAUACCAUGGAAUCCCCCGGUGGAUAUCAAUUGGUUGGUAGAACAGUUCCUAUUUGGGAUAAGUUGACUCUUGGAGCUCAUAGUGGUGAUAAACCAUGGCUAUUGAGACCAUUUGAUCAAGUUUCCUUUUAUCCUGUCAGUGAAGAAGAAAUCGACAGAUUAAGUGAUGAAAUGCUGGCGGGUAAAUUCGAAGUGGACAUUGUUGAAACCGUUUUCAACCAUGGAGAGUAUUUGAAGUGGGUUACGGAAAACAUGGACUCCAUUGAAGAGUUCCAAAAGAACCAAGGUGGGGAAAAGUUGGCAGAAUUCAAUAGAUUAAUUCAAAUUGCCAAUAGUGAAUUGGAAAAGAGCGGUACCAAGAUUGUUGAAGAAGAAGAUUACGGUGACGAUGUUGAAUUGGUCUACUCUGAAUAUUCUGGUAGAUUCUGGAAAUCAUUGGUAGAAGUUGGUGAUGAAGUUAAACCUGGUCAAGGUUUGGUGGUAGUGGAAGCCAUGAAGACGGAAAUGAUCGUUUCUUCUCCGAGAGCAGGUAAGGUGAAGAAGGUGUUCCACAAAAACGGUGAUAUGGUUGAUGCAGGUGAUUUGGUUGUUGUCAUUGAAUAA